Messenger RNA from Sus scrofa (pig), 3178 nucleotides. It is a transcript of the gene C1QTNF3, whose product is annotated as C1q and TNF related 3. Lineage: Eukaryota; Metazoa; Chordata; Mammalia; Artiodactyla; Suidae. Gene Ontology annotation, molecular function: protein binding. The record is from RefSeq and is a predicted model, not a curated record.
GCAAAAGCAAACCACUGGACACAUGCUGCCGCUUUCCAGCUGGUCGCGUAUGUUUUCUUCACACUGGAACCAAAAAACGUGCCAAGGUGUGACAUUUUUGAACCCCACCAACUGGGAGCUGUGCACACAAAUCGUUUUGCCUGUGCUGUGGGAAAGUGAUGAAUGGGGGCCGUUCUGCCCGCGGAGGAGGACCGCUCUCCCUCUGGCAGGCCGGCAGCCUUAUUUAUUACACAGCGAAGUAUAAAACCGCCCCGACCGGCAGCCGCCCUCCUCUCCAGCCCUGGCACUUGCCGGAAGAGACCACGGCGCCCGGAGUCCCAGCCGUCUGCCUCGGGGAGGCUCUGUGGCUCUUUUGAGAACCAUGCUGGGGAGGCAGCUCGUCUGUUGGCACCUGCUGGCUUUGCUUUUCCUCCCUUUUUGCCUGUGUCAAGAUGAAUACAUGGAGUCUCCACAAACUGGAGGACUGCCCCCAGACUGCAGCAAGUGUUGCCAUGGAGACUACAGCUUCCGAGGCUACCAAGGCCCCCCUGGACCCCCCGGCCCCCCUGGCAUUCCAGGAAACCAUGGAAACAAUGGCAAUAACGGAGCCACUGGCCACGAAGGGGCCAAAGGUGAGAAAGGAGACAAAGGUGACCUGGGGCCACGAGGGGAGCGGGGGCAGCAUGGCCCCAAAGGAGAGAAGGGCUACCCGGGGAUUCCACCAGAACUGCAGAUUGCAUUCAUGGCUUCUCUGGCCACUCACUUCAGCAAUCAGAACAGUGGGAUUAUCUUCAGCAGUGUUGAAACCAACAUUGGAAACUUCUUUGAUGUCAUGACUGGGAGAUUUGGGGCCCCAGUAUCAGGUGUGUACUUCUUCACCUUCAGCAUGAUGAAGCAUGAGGAUGUCGAGGAAGUAUAUGUAUACCUCAUGCACAAUGGCAAUACGGUCUUCAGCAUGUACAGCUAUGAGACAAAGGGGAAAUCCGAUACAUCCAGCAACCAUGCAGUGCUGAAGCUGGCCAAAGGGGAUGAGGUUUGGCUGAGAAUGGGCAAUGGCGCUCUUCAUGGGGACCACCAGCGCUUCUCCACCUUUGCAGGCUUCCUGCUCUUUGAAACUAAGUAAAUGUAUGAUUAGACAAACUCCACUUUGGGGAAGACUUAGAGUUGAUGGUUCUACAUGCUGUAUUUAAAUUGUUUUUAUCGGUUACAUUUUAAUCACACUACAGGUACAUCAAUAAUGUGGGAUGACUCAGGGGCUCAGAAGAGUAAACCACAAAACAGUCUUCCAAGUGACCUUAACUGAUAUACCCAGCCACUUUUAUCACUCUCUCCUAGGUACCUAAAAGAGAAUUCCCUUCUUGAUGCAGGUUGGAAAUGAUUGUUCCCAUCAGAGAAGUCAUUUGCAAAGUGUUUCGGCUGCCAUAAUAGCAGCUUUCAGGAACCGCUGAGGUUUGGGGUUCAUCAUUUUAACAUUUCAGAGAACAGGAUGCAGUGGGUAUGAUGGGGCCAGGGAAAGAAUAGGGGUAUUUGCCUAGACCAAGCUACCAGCAGUAUCUAUAAAGCCUAGACAGGGAAGUAACACUUUGAUCCAGUGGGUCAAUAUACAUGAACAAAGUACAGAUAUAUUUUAGUAAUUCCAGAUAGGUUUUAGAUAGCAAAAGUAUUCACUAUGCUCACAAAUAAUUAACUCCUUUUUUAUAAGGACAGCUAUAAUUAAAUCUUGACUUCUAAUGGCUUAUAUUUUUUGAAGUAGAGUUUUCCUGUGAUCCAGAAUUUGUUUGACCAGUUCUGGCUUAUCAGAUUGGCUCUUUUCUAUUGCAUUUCUUAUAUUAAAAUAGAGCUUUCUUGACUCUGCCUUGAGAUAAGUGUAAGUCCAUAUAGUAGAGAUAUUAUAUCACUUUUUUUUUCUUUUUAGGGCCACAUGUGCGGCAUAUGGAAGCUCUCAGGCUAGGGGGUCAAAUGGAAGAUGCAGCUGCCAAUCACAGCCACAGCCACAGCAAUGCCAGAUCCAAGCUGCAUCUGCAACCUACACUGCAGCUUACAGCAAUACAGGAUCCUUAACCCACUGAGCAAAGUCAGGAAACAAACCUGCAUCCUCAUGGAUACUAGUUGGGUUCUUAACCUGCUGAGCCACAACAGGAACUCCCAUAAUCACCUUUUUUUCUACCAGUUUAGAAAUUAUCCUAGUAUGCUUUACACACUGCCAUGUCGUGUUUAAGGAGCUGUAAACUCAAUUAUAUACCGUCAAACUAAUGGAUAUAGAAUAUAAGGGCAUUCCACUUGGAAGACAUAUAAUAAAAUCACUUAGUAGUUCUUAAAAUUAAAAAAUGCUGUAACUUUUUUAAUUGCCAUGUUUAGUCAAUAUUCACAGAGAAGCUGUGCUGCUUAAGUUUUGCCUAUCCCUUCCCAAAAAUCAGUUCUCAAAGGAUUAAAUUAGCCAAGAUGAUAUUCAUGAGAAUGUACUGUAAAUUCUGAUGAUAGUAUCCAAAAUUGGUUUAUGCAAAGAAUCAUUGGAAUAUGCAUUUAUCCUAAUUUUGAAUCAGUAUUUAAAAUGCACUAGAGAGAUGUCCAUCUAAUAAAUAUCACAUAAUGAAUUCCCUUAGAAAUAAGGAGCCCUUAAUUUAUUUUGGUUACAAUUUGAAUUUCCACAAAAGCUCUUUAACUAUGGUGCUUUUACUUGUAUUGAUUACUCUCCAUAGCUAGAAAUGGAGAGAAUGAAUUAGGGCUGCCCUUUUUAGCUAAUUUAGCAUGUUUCACAUUCAGGUCAGUCUUUGACCCUUACCUUUUGAUCUACAAAUAUUUUGGAACUCUUCCUGAAUCCACAUGCGAUGCUAUUUUAAAGUGAAUGGAUAUUAGCCAGAAUGUGCUUGACUGCUAAUAUUUUUGUGAUUUUGUGUAUACUCUCCCUCCCUCACCCUACCAUGGUAUGGGGUCUUGGGGUUGAAGUUUACUUACCAAACAUCAUAGCUUUCCUAGGAGUGCAUUACCAGUAGAUAUCUGAAUGUUGCAUGUUGCCCAAAUGAAAUUUAGUAUCUAAAGAGCAUACAUUACUAGCAAAGUGCCUUGGAAUAAGAUAUUGGCGUGGCUUUAGAUAAAACUGAGGCAAGAAAAAUGUAAUAUACAUUAGAUGGAAAUAAACCUACCUUUGUUAAAUGUACUGUUUUAUAAUGUUCUUAAUAAAGUUGAAUAGUCAAACAAU